This is a messenger RNA of Dicrocoelium dendriticum, 222 nucleotides long. The record is from the annotation of a GenBank genome assembly. NCBI's taxonomy places the organism in Eukaryota, Metazoa, Platyhelminthes, Trematoda, Plagiorchiida, Dicrocoeliidae.
AUGGGCGAUAAUUCGGCGAAUGCCACCAAGGACGGUCAACCCGAGCACAUUAAUUUGAAAGUGCAGGGACAGGAGGGCUCAAUAGUACAUUUCAAAAUCAAGAAAACCACCCCUCUUCGAAAACUAAUGAACGCUUAUUGUGAGCGCAUGGGUUACCAACCGAGCUCAGUUCGUUUCAUAUUUGAUGGAAAUAACGUUCAUGACACCCAUACUCCGGCAACA